Molecule: messenger RNA, 1928 nt
Organism: Sclerotinia trifoliorum
Lineage: Eukaryota; Fungi; Ascomycota; Leotiomycetes; Helotiales; Sclerotiniaceae
Source: the annotation of a GenBank genome assembly
ACGGCCCUCGACAAAAACAUACAAUCAGACUAGCACACAUCAAUUACAAUCUCCAAUUCACUCACGAAUCAUAAUCACAUAAUCUCACAUAACACCCGCAGCACUAUCGCUCCGGGUCAUCAAAAAUCCUUCAAAAUCUUUCACUCACGCCCCCGUCAAAGACCAUAUAUAACCAGUCGACUCCUAUCCAUUCCCAUCCAUCCCUGCAGUUCUUGCUCAAGAAAAAGAUCCAACUCAAACAUGUCUUCUUCCACUUCAACCACAACACCCAUUCCCGCCCCCACAAACACCAUUAAUCCUCUUCCUGCCACCCCUGCCGAAGCUGCAGCUGUGGCAGCUGUAGCCGCAGCAUCAGCAGCAACUAAUGAACCUCCUGCCUCUGGCACAGCACUCGAUUUGCAUUCGCAAACUGAAGAUGCGGCACGCCAAUAUAAGGAUGCGCAGAAGGCGGAGAAGGCUUAUGAAGAGAAGAAAAAAUGUAUGGCUGCGAGGAAGGAUUGGUAUGAUUGUAAAGUACAUUUUGCGGCUGGAGUGCAGGGGUUUAGGCAGGGAGGGAAGUGUGUGGGGAGGGUGGUUAGAGCGGGUCCGAGUUUGGUGAAGGAGAAGGUUAAGGGUGGGAGGGGCAAGCCAGUGAAGGGAAUGGAUAGUGCUAGUACGGGGGGUAGUGCGGUGUUGGAGAAGAGAGGAGAAGGUUGAUAAGAAGGGUGGUAGUGGAGGUGUUAAGGCGAGGGUUUUGGGGCUGAAGGAGAAGGUUUUGGCGGUUAAGGAGAAGAGGGCUGCGAAGAAGAUUGCUAAGGCUGAUGAGUCUGGCGUUACAACUACAACUGAGGCUGCAACUGCAACUGCAGCGCCGGCAACGGCAACGGCAACAGCAACAGGAGCUGCGCCCGUUACUCCCAGCACAGCAACUCCAACGCCAGCGCCAGCAGCGCCAGCACCAGCACCAGCACCAGCACCAACCAAGCAAGAAAAAAAGAGAAUGACUCUGGAUCAGGUGAGAGAUCGAAUCCUUUCCUACCGUACCCAUUUCUUCUCAGCAGAUGAAGAUGAAGAAGAGGUGAACAUGGCUCCUCGAAUAGCAGGUUGGAUGACCUAUUUUUUACCAUUUCACAUCCUCCUUUUCUCCCUCACAUUACCAACCUUCACAUUUGAAUUUGCCUUGAGAGUUUUAGAUGAGGAUUUCGAUGAAAAUACGUGUGAAUAUGAGCAUAUAGAAGAAUCAUGCUAAUUGAAUACUUUUGGAAAAAUAGAGAAUCCAACAAGAAGAAGCCAAAGCGCUCGCAAAGCAGGAAGCGCAAGCCUCGCUCGCAGGCGCAGCAGCUACGAAAGGAGAAGUCGCGGCGCAAGUUCAAACACGAAUGCAAGCAGCGCCAGUAGCAACAUCGACAUCCCAAAUACCGACAUCGACAUCCAUGAGCAAUCCCCCGCAGUUACCGCAGAGAACACAGUUGAGUCCUCCCGGAUCACCGACGAAAACAACCAUGGAACCUAUUCGCGAGGACGGGGAAUCAGCUCCUGUGUUGAAGGAGACGGUACCCUUGGUGACCGGGGGGAAGGCAGAACAGUGAGUGAGAGUAGUGGGGUUGAGAGUGGAAGUGGAAGUGAUAGCAGGAGCGGAAAUGGAGAAACAGUAGGAUUAAAAGCCAGAGUAGCUUUUAUGGUACGUGGACGAUUAAGAGGUGGUGAUAUUGAUACGCCGAGGAAUGUUCUUCCUUCUUCUUCUACUACUACCGGAGAGGCGGUUCUAGAUGGGGAUGGAAAUGGAGGUGGGAAUGAAAAAACUAAAACGAAGACGAAAAAAUUAUCAAAAGAGAAAGUGAUAGCGCAUUUUAAAUAUCAUUCUCGAUGGAUGAAAUGUGGGAAAUUAUAUUAUAAUGAACAGGAAGGAAUGGAAGGGAGCUUUCGCAAUCGGGAAAGGUCGGAAGAUC